Molecule: messenger RNA, 26147 nt
Organism: Plodia interpunctella (Indianmeal moth)
Lineage: Eukaryota; Metazoa; Arthropoda; Insecta; Lepidoptera; Pyralidae
Product: titin homolog
Exons: 33
Coding region: 29-25870 (8613 amino acids)
Biological process (GO): homophilic cell-cell adhesion
Cellular component (GO): plasma membrane
Molecular function (GO): protein binding
Source: RefSeq, a predicted model, not a curated record
CUCGCACGACACGAAAUGCGCUCCUGUCAUGGGCAGCAACUGUUGCAAGGGUGACGCCGCCGGGGGACCCAUCAGGUCUUCCUCCUCCAUUUACAGCAGGUAUUUCUGGCUGGCCAUCCUCAUUGCGCAGGAGUGCCGCAGUGUCCCGUGGAUUCUCCGCCCCACCAACCCUCGUCUGUCGAGUCGCGUUGGGACUUCUCUGGAUGAUCGGUUCACCAAUUCGGAAGACGCUGGUGGUGUGCGGCUCACAAUUAGUGCUGCCCGGGUCGGCGACAGCGGCGUCUACACGCUGCAAGCAAGUAAUGUCGCCGGCAGCGACACGGCCCGCGUCCGGUUGGAGGUGUCGCCGGACGAGGCGCCGUCCGGCGACGACCCCCCCACCUUCCUGCGCCGCCUGCAGGACCUGACGGUGAAGGUCGGCACCCGAACCCGAUUCCUCGUCGAAAUCCUCAGCUCUACUGAAUGCAAGGUGACAUGGUACAGGAACGAGCGCCGAUUGAUGGAGGCCGAACGGGUGGCGCUUGUUCGUGACGGCAACUAUUGGUGCGCGGAUCUCGCGUCAGUCACUGUCGACGACGCCGGUCGCUGGACCUGCACCGCGGAGAACCUGGGAGGCAGAGCUAGUUGUUCGGCGCAUCUCAAUGUUCUCGUACCGAAGGCCUACAAGCGUCCGGAGUUCGUGGAGGAGCUGCGGGCACUCCUCACGGAGCAGGGCACGGUGUCGCUGGAAUGCAAGGUGGUGGGGGUGCCUACUCCGGUACUCCGCUGGUUCAAGGACAGUCGCGAGAUCAAGGCUGGUGACGUGUUCGCCCUGACAGCCAACGCCGAGGACCCUACAUCCCUGGGCACUUACACUUGUGAGGCGGUCAACUGCAUGGGCCGAGCGUACUCCUCGUCCAAGGUCCAUGUCGUGGGUCGUGGCAGCAGGGAAGGUUCCACAAAUCCGAGUUCCAGUGGAGUAGCGCCGGAGCCGCCGCCGAUCUUCACCAAGGAGUUAGAGGAGCAGUUCGUGAGGAUCAACGAGCGACUCAGCCUCAGCUGCCACAUCGUGGUGCCGCCGUGGCCGCGCGCUGUGUGCUGGUACAACAAGGAGGGGAAGGUGGAGCCGAGCGAGAGGUACCACGUGUUAGAGGACGGUGUGGGAGGAUAUCUGAUGGAAGUGCAGACGGCGGAGUGGUGUGACGAGGGCGAGUGGAAGUGCGUCGCGACCAGCGCCGGCGGCCGAGUCGGCAUUACCACUUGCUACGUCGUUAUGGAUGUGCCGAAGAACUACCGAAAGCCCCGCUUCAUGGAAAAUCUCCAAGCCGUGCUCACGGAAGAGGGUCUCGUUUCCUUUGAGUGCAAGGUCGUCGGCUUUCCCACUCCUGUCCUCAGCUGGUUCAAAGACGGGCAAGAGCUGAAACCAGGAGACGUGUACCAACUCACCGGCACGAAUUCCUUGGGCUCCUAUUGCUGUAUAGCCAGGAACUGCAUGGGCCAAGCGAGCAGCUCCGCUGAGCUGACGGUCGAAGACAUUCAGAAUCAGCUCAAUGAGGAAGAGAAACUGCAGCUUUUCACGAAGAACCAGGCGCCCAAAUUCUUGCAGGGGCUGAAGAGCAUCGAAGCGAAAAUCGAUGAACCAUUCCGUUUUACAAUUAAAGUUGCCAUUCCGCCUGAACCAUCGUUGUUGUGGUAUAGAGAUGAUCAAGCAGUGGAAGAAACGUCUCGCUGCCAAGCCGGCAAGGAGGACAAGGGCGUUUUCUACCUCGAUAUUCAAAACCUAGAGUUCGUGGACCAGGCCGAAUGGAAGUGUGUCGCUAGAAACGAUUUCGGACACAGCGUCACAUCCUGUUUCCUUAAAUUAAUCAUACCUCGUCAUUACAAGAAACCAAGGUUCCUUGAAAACUUACAAGCAAUUUUAUCCGACGAAGGAGCUGUCAAUCUGGAAUGUAAAGUUAUUGGUGUUCCACAGCCAACUCUGAAAUGGUAUAAAGACGGAGAAGAACUUAAACCGGGAGAUAUUCAUAGGAUCAUUUCUGGACAAGACGGAACUUGUUGUCUUGGAACGUAUACGUGUGAAGCACAAAACUGUAUGGGGACUGCGGCCAGCUCAGCUUCUCUUCUAGGAUUUGAUGAUUCUAUGAAAGCUAAGAGUAAGAAGAAGGCUGAAGAACAAGUUCUCCAGAGGAAUUUGUCUCUUAGUACUAUACAUGAAGAAAGAACUUCACAAAUGUACGAUACACCGGUGGGAGAUAUAACAUUGGACGACAAAGGGGAAAUAUCUUUCUCUUUUGAUGGAAAAGAAGUCUCAGUAUCUCUUUAUGAAACUCCGGAUUUAACAGAAGAGGAGGCGUUACAGAUUGUUGAGAUGUAUGCAGACCAACUAUCUGAAAAUGUCACAGAACAUAAUGUUGUUGAGCUACCUCCCCUGAGAUUUGUAAAAGAAACAUCGACAUCCGGAAAUUUGCUCAUGGAAGCAAUUAUCAUUGAUGUAUCCCCAGAAUACUUUGUAUCUCCAGAAGAAGAUCUGCGAACGGAAGCAGAUAUCGAAGAUAUUUCUAUUGCAGAUGAAAAUGGUCCACCUAUGCUGUCACUAGAUCAAGAUAUUGGAGGUGAAGAUUAUUUGGAGAAAACAAUGGCCUUAUUAUCAGAAGAGAAAUCGGACAUACCUGUUAAAAAAUUAAGAAAAAAAUCCGAUUCACAGAGAAGCGCCGAUGAUUAUUUCAGUCUUUCUCAUGAUCAGUCAUUAUCAGAAGACAAAAAAGAUGAUGAUACACAAGUUUUGUCGGAAAGUGAUAUUCAGAGUUUUGCAAGUGCAAGAAGUUCAGGGAAGAUUAAAUCGAAGUCGUCAAAACGGCAAAUAUCGGAAGAAGACAACAAGGAAUCAUCGGGUAUAUCAAAUACAGUAUUACAAAAAGAAGUUAGAGAGCAACAAUUUCAACCGGAGUCACCAGUAGUGAAGCCUAAAAGAGAAAGACGUAGUAGUCGUAGCUCUAGGCGAUCUAGUUCUGGUAGUGAAAAGUCUCUUCAUAAAACUAAAGAUGAGUCAAAACGUAUAGAAUCUGAGCUAGAAAAACAAAAUAGUCUAGAUGCUGAACUCAAAGAACCACCUCGAAAGCCUGACAUUUUGGUUGAAGAGUUUAAAAUAAAAAUGACCACAGUGAGCACAAUUCUUUCUAAAGUAGUAAACGAUAUUCAGAUUAUUGAGAGAGAUAUAAUAUUAAAAUCAGAACUAAUGUCAUCAGCUGCAACCGCUUCAAGAAGUUUAGAAAUUAUUAAUAGUAUAAUUACACCUUUAUCUGAAAUUCAUAGCAUCGCGGAUGCAGCUGUGGAAUCAAUUUCCGAAUCAGUGUCAAUAAGCAGUACUUUAUUCAAUGGUCUACCUCAAUCCUUAAAACUACUUCAGCAAUCUCUCACCAUAAUCGAUAAAUGCUUAGAUGUAGAAAGUGACAGUAAAACUCUAGUUAAAAAAACGUGCAUGGCAUUUAUUGAAAAUUGCAGUGAAGAUAUUACAAAAGUAAUAACUGAAAUAAAAUCUAUUACAAAUAAGAAUUACUUGGUUAUGGAUGAAACAGUUAUAACUGAUAUUGAAACACUGACAAAUGAAAUUAUAACACUAGUGAAAUUCUCUGCAGAGACAAUAGUAACUAAACAUUUAUUGAAUGAAGCUAAUGAGAUUAAGGUGGAAGAAGUGUCAGUAGACGCUAAACAUCUAAGAGACACUCAAAAAGCAUUAUUUGAACUUAAAAGUCCUCUCAAUUCUUUGUUGUGUAUAGUUGAAUCUGCAAACAGUGACAAAAUGCCUGAUAUCGCUAAAAUCAGAACAAGUGAAGUGAUUCUUGCAGAUAUGUCAGCUUCUAUUCAAGAUCUCCAAACUGCGUUGGAGCAAAUUGAAACUCUCUCAGUACAAGAGUCUACAUCAUCAUUACAUAAGUAUAAUACGAAUAUCAUCGAAACCGUCAUGGAGUCAAUUGUUCUUUUGAGAACUUCAUUUGAACAAUUAUCCAGAGAAACUAAAAAAGACGACGAAGAGGUUGUACUAAAUGAAGUUCUAAAUUCUAUCAAAGAGAAUCUACGACGAAUUUCGUCACAAAUUAAUGCCAUAGAAAACAAUGUGGGUUCUUAUGAUGUACUUCAAAGUGAAAAUAAAUUGGAAAUUCUCCAAAAUAUGGCACAAAUUUUGAUCGCAUUAGAAAAUAAUUUACCAAGGUUAGAACCAUUACCUGAAAUUAAAUCGCACAUGGAAAAUUUCCAUAAAAAUCUAACAAAGGUCUUGGAGAAGGUAAUUGAAAGAAAUGAAGCAGGCAAAUAUUUUGCUUUGAUAGAAAUUUGUGAUGCUGUACAUAGAGUGAACAGAUCAUUAAAUUCAUUAGAAAAUGAUAAUAUUUUAUCUUUUGCUUGUCUCAACAACACUUUGAAGAUAAUUCAAGAGCACUUUGUUAAUAACGUCUUUGAAUCAGAAUUGAACUGUUCGAUUCUCAGUAAUAUUAGUGGCGCACUUGUUGGUAUUCAAGAUGCAAUGCGUAACCACGCUGAAGAACUAAGUUUACACAUUGACUCUGAGCACGCGAAAGAGUUGUCAACAUCAGCUGUUUAUAGCACGAGUAAAGCUAAUAUUAUGGCAGAGCAUAUUGAUCACGUAAUUGCUUCAAUCAAUGUAGUGAAAACUAUAGAAUCUACUGAAACACUUCAUAAGGCUUUAACUCCUGUUUUAGAAAAUAUUUGUCCUGUUUUAGAAGACUUAAAACGAAAUAUAGCAUCUAUACAGCCAUUUGAAGUUCAUGAAGAAGAACAUGUUUCUGAUAUUUCUAUGGAAACUUUUUCUCAAACACUAGCCACGCCACUUUGUGAAUUAAAUCAAAAUUUGAUAGUUCUAAAUCAAACACUUGUUGAAAAUAUUGACACCCUAAAAGAAGCUAGUGAGGUAUCAACAACUGUUGCGAUUCCACUUCACGAGUUACAUAAUACAUUACAAAUUCUCCAGCAAGAUGUACUUUCACAGUACGGUGAAGAUUUAACGCCAUAUGAAAUAAGCGUUAAUAUGGCAAGUGCUGUAGAAAAUUUACAGAGCUGCAUUGUGAUGAUUCAAGAGCAAGCUGGGGUAGAAGGGAUCGAAGACAUGUCCACUUUGGAGGACAUAUCUGGUAUCAAAACAACCGCAGAUACUUUGCCCUCUGACCAUUUAGUUCUACCAACUGCUGAAGAAACAACCCUUGAGCAAUCAAUAGAGCCAAUUCAUCAAGAAUUAGCAAUAACAGCUACAGCUGAAGCAUUGCAAACAUUAAACGAGCAUAUAACUAUUCUACAAAACCCAGAAAUAAUAGAUGCGCUAGAUACGCUUUCAGAAGUUAGUGAUUAUUCAAAUAUCAAGUCGGUUGCUCUUGGUUUGAGAGAGUUACAUACAGGUAUUGAAGAGAUUUUACAUCCUGUUGUACUAGAAAACUCAAAUGAUAUUGUUGGCCUAACAAAUAUAUCGAAACUAGCGGCUAUUGCAGAACCAAUGCAAGAACUACAACAAAGUUUAUCGGUUUUAGAUAAAAAUAACAUUCCAAUUUAUGAACAAAUUUUAGAAUUACCCUCAGAAAAAAUACAUUCCGUUUUUCAGAAUAUAUCUGAAUUUAAGGAAUAUUUAGCCAAGUGUAUGCAUGCUAUAUUCCCAGCUAUGGAAACUGCUGAUAAAACAAUUGAAAUAUCAAACAAAGUAGAAUCAUUAAGAGAUGUGUGUGAAAACAUAAAAUACACAAUAGAAAAUUAUAGACGUAUUCCUGACACUGCUAUUGUUAGCAUAGAAGUUCUGAGUCUAGAACAAACCAUCGAUGAUUUUCUAACUGCAACUGAUGUAAGUAGAGGCAUAAAAAUUGAUGAAGUAAAAUAUAUUACUGAACAAUUAUAUGAAAAUAUUACAAAGGCCGAAGAAGAAUUGAUAGGAUUUACUUCACAAACAAAUGAAGCACUGGCACAGGAAGCUAAAAUAAUGCAAACUAUUAAUGAAAUAGAAAAUAAUAUUGCGGUGUUAGAGCAGUAUGACUUUGUGGAUUUAUCGAGAGUUUCUGAAAUUUCUUGUCUAUCUCCGCAACUUGCAUUAGAAAUAGAAUCUGAUUCUUUGGCACAAAUAAAUGACGUUGUGGAUUGUGCAGUACACAUUGUCCAAGAUUCACAAAUUAAAGAUACUUCUGUAGCGGAUUUAAUGAUUUUAGAAGAUUUCUUCAAAACAUGUAAAAAUGAAUUCAUGUUGAUUAAAUGUUUGAUUAAUAAACAAUUGAGUCACAAAAAAAUUAUCAGAUUAAUUCAGGAAUUUAACAAUCUCCAAAAUACGAUCAACACUUUUAAAACAAAGCAGACGGAUCUUAAACUUACUGAAGAAAUGAAUAUUAAAAUUUCAGAGUUCUUCCUUCACGCAGAGGAAAGCUUAAAGUCUGUUCAAAGAUCACUAGUGAAAAUUAUUGAUUCACAGUCGCAAGUGUUAUUCAGAAAUCCUUUAGAUAAGUUAAAUACUUCUAAUGAUAUAUUAAAGGAAUUAUUGAGAAACAAGAAAACGGGAAAACUGGAAGAAAUAGUAACUAAAAUAGUUAACAUCAUUGAGUACCUACAACCUUCAUUAAAGACCGCUAAAGCUGAUACUAUAAAUGAAUUAGUAACAGCAGAGACAGUGCACACAAUGGUAGAUGAACAAAUCAUUAUUGAAAGAAUGGAAGAGUUAUUAAGCCUUUUGGAGAUUGAAAUAUCUCGUGCUGACCAAAAAGAAAACAGAGAAAUUUUAUCAAAUGUAUUGACUUGUUUAGAAAAACAUCAAGAUUAUAAAGAUGCAAUUGGAACGGGAAAAGCUCUUAUACUUCUUAAAUGUUUAUCGGACUGUGCGGAUAUGCUGCAAACUGAUAUCUCAAAAACCAAAAUACAAAAGUUCAUGAUUGUUUCUCACAAAAUAGAUGAUAAUUCACUUAAGGCAGCCUUGAUGGAAAUGAUGGAACCUCUUCAAAUUCUUAACAGUCAGUUAUCUAAUGUCCAAGAACAAAUACUGUCUGGUAUCGAGGAAGAUUCUAUUUCGGUUGAUAUUACAUCAACAGAAUCUGUUAUGCAAACAAUGACUGAAAUUCACAAAGAAAUUGUGAAAAGAAUUGAAUCAGAUUUCACAACAGUUGACAACGAGGAUUUAUCCUUGAUUAUAGAGAUGGACAAAGCAAUCCAGACAAUUCAAGAAAACUUGAAAUCCAUGGAAGACGUUCAUAUUGCUCAAGUUGUAAAAGAAAUAUCAAAACCUAUAGAAGACAUAGAGAAAUCUUUACACGACUUUUUGAUAUCGGAAAAAGUCGUUGUAUGUAAAGAAAAAGCCUCAAAAGAAAACUCACCAGAAUUUAUGCAGUAUAUUGAACAGUAUAUUGAAUUAGUUGCAACAAUAGAAGAUUGGGAUGCUAUUAAAAAAGAUGAUUUGAAGGAGUCGAUUGCAUUAGCUCGCGAGUUAUAUGAAAAUGCUACACCUUUGGAAACUGGAUCCGAAUUAGGAGCAAAAGAAAAAAUCGUUGAAAAUAUUUCAAAGCAGGAAGAGUUAGCUCUAAAAUUACAGAAAGCUCUUACGACGGUUAAUGUUUAUGUUUUUGAAAAUGCUCAAGAAAUAAGUACUCUUUUUAGCCCUGAACUAUUGAAUGAUAUUAUAAGAGUUACUGUUCAAUUAAAUGAUCAUUUAGAAAUAGUCACUGGAACAAAAGAAGAACUUCAUAAGUCUGUGUCAGACGUUUUAGAUAAGUUAAGCGAAAUAAAGUUAAAUCAAGAAACAUACAUUGAUGUAGCACAAACAGAACUAGAACCAAACAUUAUGCAGACUGUAUCACCAGAAAAAGCAUCCGAUGGAAUGGAAUUAGUCAUACCUGAGGAAUCAAGUAUCGAAAAAGCAGAAAUAUUACUAGAAACUUUAGAACCACCUAUAGUAUCUGAACAAUGCAUAAAUGUUUUAGAAUCAGCUGAAAUGAUAGAAAGACAAGUAUUAGCAGAGGAAGUAGAUAAUAUACAAGGAGAUGAAUCACUGGCGAUUUCUGCUACUUUUGUAGAAAAUCAAAACAUUUCAAAUAAAGCAAUCGAAAAAGAUGUUGAGCACAUCCUUUCUAAUGAUUCAAUAUCAGGGAGUGAAACAGUUGAAUUGCAAGAACUCAACAAGGAACGUACUGAACAAUUAAAAGUAACCGAAGAUUUAAAACAAUCCAUAGAAGAAUUCAUUUCUGAAAAUAUAAAAGAAGUUAUAAAUGAUUUAUCCACAAUCACAAAUACGGUAGAAUUGGAAAAUUCCAUGAGUAUAGCAGAAACAUUACGGGAUAACAUAACUGUUAUGGAAGCAAGUAGCGAAGGGGAGGCAAGUUCACUCAACAUUGACAAAGCAAAAUGUGAACAAGUCAAAUUAACCCAAGAUCUGCACGAUGCAAUUUUAACAUUCCAGGAGCAAGCUGAAGAGAGUUUGAUUCACGUUGCUCCAGAAACUAAGGAUAACUUAUUGCAACGUGUGACUGAAGUUACUUCUAAGUUAGACGAAAGAUUGACAGCCUUUAUUUCUGUAAUUGAAGCUCACCAAGAUGAAAAUAAACCUUCAGAAACUGAGUUGUUGGCAGAACAUCCGAAAGAAUUAAUUAUGGAACAACUGAAACAAGAUUCAUUAGAACACCCGAUGAAACAACACCAAGAUGAAAAUAAACCUUCAGAAACUGAGUUGUUUGCAGAACAACCGAAGGAAUUAAUUAUGGAACAACUGAAACAAGAUUCAUUAGAACACCCGACACAAAUAACAGGCCCUCAUGAGGAGGCAUUAAAAUCUUUGAAUGAAGUUGCAUUAAAAGAAGUUACCCCAUUAGAUAUUAUAAAAUCAGAAAUGACGAAAGAACAAAAUACACUAAAUAUUGAUGAAGAUAGUGAAAUAAUUUCAUUUGAAAAAGGAAUCUCAACAGAACCUAUAUUAGAAAAAAAUAUGUCUACACAAAUUAUUCAGAUAACGGAGACAGCAGAAGAACAUAAAGAUGUAACAUCUUCAAUUAAUGUUUCUGAAUGUAUUCAAGAAAAAUCAACAAAAUCUGUCGUCGAAACACUCAUACACAACAUUACAGAAUAUAUAUCUGAAGAUAUAGGUCUAAUUAUUGAUAAAAUAGAUCCAACUUUGAAGAUAAAUUUAAAACGGUCAAUUGACAUUGCUAAUGUAUUGCUUGCUAAAAUAGCAACUACGAAUAUAGAUCUUGAGAAAGAAAAUGAAAACUUAAUUUCGAUAAUAAAUGAAGAUCAAGCUCAGUUGGCUCACGAAUUACACGAAUCUCUAAUGUCUAUAUAUAUAUUUACUUUGGAACACAUUGACGAUUUAUCGCUUUCAAUUGGUGAAGACAAAAUUAAAAAAGUCAAUGUCAUUAUUGAUAAUAUUUUCUCUAACCUCCAAAUAGUUUUAAGUAGUACUGUUGCACCUAUACAAUCACCAGAAGAUCAAACUGAUACAAAAUACGAAGCAAGCCAAGAAAUUAUAAAGAAAAUUGAGGAAGAUACAGUAGCUGAAGAAAAAUCUUUGAUUGGUAGUCAAGAAACAGGUACAACGCUAAAGGAUAGUGCUUCAAUUCCAGGCAAUGUUGUGCCAGAAGAAAAAUAUUCAGAAUCCGGUAAAGCAAGUUUGGAAGCAAUAUCUGAUGAAAUAUCUGUCGUGAUAGGUCCUUCGCAUUUAACAGACGCGAUUAAAAUUGAUGAAAGCUUAGGAAAUAAUGUAGUUGUUGACAAUGAAGAUGACAGAUUAUUAACAGGAGCUGACAUUGACAUAACUAAAAAAGUGGAAAUGCAAAGUAAUGAGAGUGUAAUUGAAACUGAGACAAAGAUAAAUGCAACGUUAUUGCAAGGCAAUGAUCAGGAAUUUAUCGUGGCAAUGGAUCCAAUGAAUCUUCCUACAUCAUCUAUUUUAACACUGAAAGAUGCUGGUGAAAAUGUAGAUAUCGCCGAAAAUGAAAGCAUCAAAUCAUCGACAGAAGAAAAUACUGUACUUUCUGUGGAAAAUAUAGAUACUAUCACUCCUGUGUUACAAACGAAACAUACGAUGGAACCAUUUGAAGAAAAUGUUUUAUCAAUAUCGCCAGAACAUACGGAGAUAAAAGUUAGUGAAAAUAUAAUUGAAACUACAAUUACUAUUGCGACUGAGGAGACAACACCAUUAAUGCAAAAUAAUAAAAAUGAAACUAUCAUAGAACAGGAUCAUGUCACUGCAUCCAUGCUAACAUUAAACGAUAUCAUUGAUAAUUCUGAAGUUAUUGUUGCCGUAAAGGAGAAUCUCAAUACUGAUAAUAAUAACAAAGACAUUUUAUCAGAAAAUGCAAUAACGCCACAGGAAAACUUUGAAUGUCCUAAGGAACUUGUAGAAAAUGUAGAAAUUAUUGCUCAUGAAGAAGAAGUUCCUAUGUUGCAGACCGUGAUGGGAACAUCUGAAGGUUUACUGAUAUCGCCCCAACAUGCAGAAAUGCAAAUUAAUAAAAGCGUAAUUGAAACUACGGUUACUGUUGCCUCUGAGGGGACAAAGCCAAUGUUGCAAAGUAACGAACAGGAAUAUAUUCUAGAACAAGAUCGUGCGGCGGCCACUGUAUUUACUCUUACAUCAAAUGAUGCCGUUGAAAAUAAUGAAGUUAAAGUUGAAAAUGUAGAAAUCAAAAACCAUGAAAAAGAUAUAUCCAAUGCUGAACUUCUGAAGGAAGAAUCUAAAGAGAAUGUUCUUCUAAUAUCGCCGGGACAAGCAGAAAUUCAAAUCGGUGAAAAUAUUGUUGAAAGUACAGUUCAUUUUGACCCUGAGGUGACUACGCCACUGUUGCAAAUUAACAAACUAAAUCAGGAUCACGCAACUGCAUCUGUGCUAACAAUAAAUGCUGCCAUUGAAAAUUCUGAAGCGUUUGUUGCCGAAAAGGAGAGUCUUAUGGAAAAUGACGGCUUAGAUACUUUGUCACAGAAUGUGCCAAUAUUAUCAGAUGAAGGUCCUGUGGAAAUUAUACAAAAAGUUGUAGAAAAUGUAGGAAUUCUAAAUCAAGAAAGAAUCACAGGACAUGAAUCACAGGCUGAAUAUGAGAUGGAAUCAUCUGACCAAAACGUUCUACCAAUAUCGCAGGAAAGCAAAGAAAUGCAAUUUGUUGAGAAUGUUAUUGGAACUACAGUUAAUAUUUCCACUGAAGAGACAACGCCAUUGUUGCAAAGCAACAAACUAAAACUGGAUGACGCAAGUGUUUCUGUGCUAACAACGAAUGAUGCCGUUGAUAAAUCUGAAGUUGUUAUCGCCGAAAAAGAGAAUAUUAUUGUUGAAAAUGAUGACUUCGAUAAUUUGUCACAGAAAGUACUAUUAUCGACAAACGAAAGUCUUAUAUGUCCAUUUAAAAAUAAACAAAAUGUAGAAAAUGCAGAAAUGAUAAACAAUGAAGAAAAUAUUUCUAUGACACAGGCUGAUCUAGUGAUGGAAGUAUCUCAAGAAAACGUUCUGCCAAUAUCAACAGAACAUGCAGAAAUACAAUUGAGUGAGAAUGAUAAUAUUCAAACUACAUUUAAUAUUGCCACUGAGGAGACUACUACAUUGUUGCCAAUCAACAAACUAAAACAGGAUCACGCAAGUGCUUCUGUGCUAACAACUAAUAAUGCCGUUGAAAAUUCUGAAGCUGUUAUUGCCGAAAAGGAGAAUCUUAUUGAUGAAAAUAAUGACUUCGAUAAUUUGUCACAAAAUGUAUCAAUAUCGACAGAAGAAGGCCUUAUAUGUCCUGUGAAAAUUAUACCAAAAGUUGAAGAAAAUGUAGAAAUCUUAGGGCAAGAAGAAAUUUCUUUGUCACAAGCUGAAUUCGUGAUGGAAGCAUUUGAAAAAAACGUUCUACCAAUAAUUCCGGAAUGCGCCAAAAUGCAAUUUGGCGAGAAUGUCAUUGAAACCACAGUAAAUGUUACCACUGAAGAGACAACGCCAUUAUUGCAAAGUAACGAAUUGAGCUCUGUCAUAGAACAGACUACGAUGUCUAUAUUAUAUGAUGCCACUGAAAAUUCGGAGGUUAUUAUUUCCGAAAAAGAAAAUCUCAUUAUCGAUAAUACUAGCGAAAGUAAUUUGUCACAAAAUAUACUUAAAAUGACAGACAAAAAUGUUGCAGAUCAUAUUGAAACUAUGUACGAACUGGUCGAAAAUAAAGCAAUUAUUGAAGAAGAAACUCCUUUAAUUCAAAGUGAAAUUAUUAUGGAAACAUCUGAAAGCAUUUCACCAUUAACACCCAAUAAAACUGAAAUGGAAGUUAUUAGGGGUGUUGAAACAACAGUCUUUAUUUCUACAGAGGAAAUAAUGCCUUUGUUGCAAAGCCAAGAACUAAAACAGGACCAUGCUACUGCAUCUAUGCUAAUAAUUAAUGAUGCUGUAGAAAAUAUUCAAAAAGUAGUAGAAAACGUAGAAAUCCUACCACAUGAAGAAGAAAUUCAUAACUUACAGACUGAAUCUGUAAGAGAAAUAUCUCAAGAAAACAUUUCACUAAUAUUGCCGGAAUAUAUAGAAACGCAAUUGGGUGACAGUGUCAUUGAAUCUACAGUUAUUCUUGCCACUGAAGAAACAACGCCUUUGUUACAAACCAAGGAACAGAAUUCCAUGCCAGAACUAGCUACUACAUCUAUGCUCAUAUUAUAUGAUGCCACUGACAAUUCUGAAGCUGUUGUUACUGAAAAUAAUGACCUUAUUCUUGAAUAUAAUAGCGGGCAUGAUUUGUCACAAAAUAUACCAAUAACUAUAGAUAUUGCAGAUCCUGUUGAAACUGUACAUAAAGUUGUUGAUGUAAAAUAUAUUGUUACGCAUGAAGAAGAAACUCCUCUAUUACAAACCGAAAGCAUAAAUGAAACAUCUGAAAGUGUUUUACCAUUAUCACCAAUACAAGUUACGUUGGAAGUUGAUGAGGGUGUUAAUACUACAGUUGUUAUAUCUGCAGAAGAGACAUUACCAUUGUUGCAAAGUGAAGAACUAAAACUGUAUCACGCCACUGUAUCUGAUUCAUUAACAGUAAAUGAUGCUGUUGAAAAUAUUGAAGCUGUAGUAGCCGAAAAUGAAAACCUUAUUGAAGAAAAUAAUGGCAUCAAUAAUUUGUCACAAAACGUUUCAAUAUCUACGGAGGAAAAUCUUACAAGUGUCGUGAAAAUUGUACAAAAUGUUGUGGGAAAUGCAGAAAUCAACAUUGAUAAAGAAGAAAUUCCUAUGUUACAGUCUGAACUAGUGAUGGAUAUAUCUGAAACCAUUUUACCAUUAUCACCGAAACAAGCCGAAAUGGAAGUCGUUGAGAGUAUCAAAUCUACAGUUAAUAUUUCUACAGAAGAAAUAAUGCCAUUGUUGCAAACAGCUGAACAAGAACAUAUCAUAGAAGAAGAUCACGCCAUUAAUUCUAUGAAAAUAUUAAAUAGCGCUCUUCAAUGUUCAGAAGUUAUUGCUGCUGAAAAGGAAAAUAACAUUGAAGUAGAUGAUAAAAUCAAAGACAUAUCAGAAACUAUAACAAUAACUACAGAAGAAAACAUGACAAAUCCUGUUGAAAAUUUGCAUGAAAUUAUUGAUAAGAAAGAAGUUCUCACAUAUGAACAAGAGACACCAAUAUUAGAAAACCAAUUUAUUGAUAAAAUAGAAAAAGCGGAUCAGCAAUCUGAAAACUUUACGGGAAAGUCGAAAGAAAACAUAUUACUGAUAUCGCCGGACCAAGAAGACAUUGAAAAAUCUGAAUUAAAUUCAUUGACUGCUUUACACGUGAACACUGAAGAUAAUUAUUUACAAAAAGAUUCAAAUUCACAAGUCAGCUCUGAAAAUGUCUACGAUAUACUUCUAAAACAUAUCGAAGAAUAUCUAUCAGGAAAUACAAUUGAAACCAUCAAUACUUUAACACCAUAUUCGAUUUCUGAGGAAGUUAAAGAAUCUUUUGAUGUUGCAAAAGAACUUCACAAAAAUAUAGUUUUGUGUGGAGAUGAUACGAAAGAAAAUAAAGAAUGGCUAAUUAAAGAAGAGAAUAAGGAAAGCAUGGAACUUGUUAAAAAGUUAUCCGAUAUUUUGUUUCAAUUUCAAAAUCAUCGCGAAGAAUGGAUAGAGAACUUUGAACGGAAAAUUGAUGAUGAUUUGUUGCAAGAUAUGAUUAAAACAGUUACUUCUCUGCAGAAUGAUUUAUCAUUUAUAAAGACAAUGUGUCAAACUCAUUCUCAGAAUAUAUCUCAUGGUGAUAUUAUCGAUGGUUUAAAACAAACUUCUGUGAGAUUCACUGAUACAGUACAUGAAAGCGCAAUUGCUCAAACUCUGUCAGAGAUCAGUUUCGAAGAAAUUGUAGCAACGGCUACUGAUUUUGUAAAUAAUAUAAUUGAGGCAACGGAGUAUAAAGUAGCAGAAGAAUUAGAAGCGGUAUCUAAUGAUGGUGAUAUGGUGAUGAUAGAAUUAAUUUCAGAUGGCAGUUUAGAAAUAGAUAAGCUUGAACAAAUAUUACCAGAAAAACCAAACUUCUAUCUUGAGCAUUUAGAUCAGGCACAGUCGUCCGAAAUUACUGUUCUUGACAAAGAGGGAUUUUUAGUUAAAGAUGAAAAUGAAAAUAUAGAGUCUUUUGUCUUGUCUGAGACUAAAAAUACUGAUGCCCUGAAUGGUAACUGUGUCAUAUCAGAGUAUGUAGAUGAUAUAAUAAUAUCGAAUGAUGAAAUCAGUAGUAAUACAGAUAAAAUCAAAGUACCACGAAGUGGAGAUGGAAUCGAAACGCUCCUACACCACAUUGACGAAUUUAUAUCAGACGAUGUUGCUGAAGUUGUGAACAACAUAGCAGAUAUACGUGAUAUGGAAUCAUUGAAAGCAUCUGUAGUUAUUGCAAAAGAGUUAAGAGAAAAUAUAGCUUCUAUUAGCUCAGUUGAAUAUUCUUCAGGCAUGUGCGAAAAAUUAGAGGAACAUGUUGUCGGCGAAAUUUGUGCCACACUGAAGUUGCAGAAUGCGUUAUCAAAUUUGCAGCAACAGAUAUUAGAAUAUUCGGAAGAGCUAUCAAACCUGAGUCCUGAAGCAAUCGUACGAGUAAAAAACAUAGCUACUCACUUGGAAGAAGACCUUAAAAUUGCAACGAUCCAAACUAUUCCAAUUAGAAAUGCGGAAGUAAGUAAAGAAUACUCAAUGAAUCAGCUUGAAAAUUUGCUAAAAGAAAUAAGCAAUAAAAUAAAUCAACCUUCAGCAGACAAAGUUGCAGAAGAUACAGAGUCACUUCAAAAUACUUUAGAUGAAGUACAAACAGUUAUAAUCAAGCUUAAACGUGAUUUUGAUGGAACGAUAAAUGACACUCUCAAUGAAACUCUUGAAGAUUUAGAGUGCAGUGUGAGAAGCGUCCAACUUCAAAUAAACGAAGAUAGUCCUCCGGAACUUCUUAGAGAAGCCUGUGCAACAUUACAAUUACUGGUGAAUAACAUAAAUGAGACACAGGAAGAACAAACGUCCGAGACAUUAAUCAAGAAAAUUCCAACCGACAAUGUUCUAGAAAAAUGUUCCACUGAAACGAAUGAUACUGUCAAACUAUUAGAUGUUGCCAUGAAAAUUGAGAGUUUGGAAAAUACAAACUUAAACAAUAUAGUUUCAAAUCUUAAUAAUCUCAAAGACACAAUGGUAUCAUUACGAUUAAGCUUCAUGAGUGAUUCAGAAACCUUGAUAGACAAGGGAGUCCAUGUAUUACAAGUCUUAGACCAAGUAGAGGAAAAAGUUUUUUCCCUCGAGAGAACUGUAGAGACGGAAGGAUCGCUUUCUUUAUCAGUUCGUGACAGUAUACUAAUAGCUGUUCAUUCUGUUUACGGUAGUAUCUCUAACAUGAGAGGUACAAUAUCUAGUAUACAAAAACAGUUUAUGUUCGAAAAUUUCGGUAAACCUUCUGAAAACAUUCUGUAUUCUCUGAAAUGUAUUAGUGCCGUAAUGAAAACAUGUGAAGAAUGUAACAAACAAAAACUUAAGAAAUUUUCAAAAUCUUUGCGAAAUGCUUUGAAUCACUUUGGGGACAUAAAGUUUUAUAUUAAUUUGGAUAAGACAGCGAGACUACCAAAUGAUGCUGCAUUUACUAAAAUAGUUCUUGAAGAACUUAAAUCAAACUUAGAAGAUAUUAAAGCGAUAACAACAGAUCCAACAGUUUUAAACAAGAUAGAGCAGACUGUAAUAAAUAUUCAGGAGACUUUGCUUAAUAUUGAAUCAAAUACCACAUUAGAAGUAAAAGAAAAGAUUCCUAUUUAUAAAAAAAUAUCUUUACAUGUUUAUGAUGUUACGUCAACUUUAAAUCAAAGAUUAUCAAAUGAAUAUGCCCCUGCACAAAUAACUGAUGGUCAAACUAUCGAAGAAGAUCAACGUGAAAAGGCAAUUAUUAACAAAAUUGACCACGAAGAAGUGAAUGAAGCCAUUCCACCAGAAAAGACUGAAAUAUUAGUUGUUGAAAACACCGAAAUUUGUAAAAUUGAACAAGAGGAAGAAAUUGCCAAACUGUCCAACAUAUCAGAAAAUAUAAUACAAGAAAAUUAUUGUGACUCUCAAGAAAAUACGCAUGAUAAUUUAACAGCAUUUGAUAAAGAUGAAGUACAGGAAUUUAAAGAGCAAGUUGAUGAAACAAAAUCACUAUACGAAGCUGUAAAUAUGGAUAAACAAGAAGGCGAUCAAAUCGAAGUUAAUGAGGAAAAUUUGGAAAAAAUGAAAAAUGAUAUCGAUGACCUAAUACAGCAUAAGACGGUAGUCGAAGAGGCUAGUUCUUCCCAAAAAUAUAAGGAAGAAAAUAUUCCAGCAAAUAAAGAACAAGUUCUUCAACAAGAAUUUAUACAAAAUCCUGAGAACGUUAAAAACAAAGACGUGCAAAAUGAACAGUUUUUACCAAUAAAGUCAACGGAGGCGAAAGAAACUAUAAAUGAGCUAGACCAAGAUGAUGCACCUAUCGUUCAUGAUGAAGAGAUGAAGCAACAAAUUAAAAAAGAAGAAAACAUAGAAAUUGCCGCAGAAGCUCUUUUAGAAAAGAAACUGACAGGAGAAAACUUAGAAAUAAACAAGACACUUGAAGAAAAAAAAGAAGAUACAAAUGUUCACAAAGUUGAAAUUGAAAAAAAUCUGGAAGUAGAGGGGAGUCCUAUUGGUGAUCAAGAUUUAAUUAAAACAGAACAUCAUGAUGAAACACAAAAGACAGAAAACAUUGAGACUGAAAAAGGAUUUGAAAAUCAAUGUUUCAAAGAAGAAAAUAAUAAUUUCGAAGAAGUUACGCAAAAUCAAUUGGUGUUGGAAGAAACUUUGAAGCAAAACGACUUCGAAAAAGAACAAAUGAAUAAGGAUGAACUGAAACAAGAAGAAGAGCAUAUCAAAAAAGAGACACAGAAUGUUGAUGUAAUCGAUACCGAAAAUACACAUCUUGAUGAAGACAAUGUAAAACAACAACAAGAAGAACAAAUACAAAAACAAGAAGCAGUAAAAGUCGAAAAGGAAGUUCUAGAAGAUGAAAAAUUUAUAGAAGAAAAACCAACAAUGAAAGAAAAAGAACUUGAGGAAGAACUGAAUAAAUUUCCCAAAGAAGAAAAUCUGAAACAAGGUUGUUUUGAAAAUAAAAAGAAACAAGAGUCGGAAGAAAUGGAGAAGAUACGUCUCGAAGAAGAAAAGCUUCAGUUAGAGGAAGAAGCAAGACUAAAUAUGGAGAAACAAGAGGCGGAAGAAAUGGGUAUGAAACACCUCGAAGAAGAAAAGCUAAAGAAGGAAAAACAAGUAGCGGAAGAAAUUGAGAAGAAAGGCCUUGAAGAAGAAAAGCUUAUGGUGGAGGAAGAAGCACGAUUAAAGAAGGAAAAACAACAGGCGGAAGAAAUGGAGAAGAAACGCCUUGAAGUAGAAAAUCUAAAGUUAAAGGAAGAAGCUGGACUAAAGAAAGAGAAACAAGAAGCUGAACAAAUGGAAAAUAAACAUCUCGAAGAAGAUCAGUUUAGGGUGGAGGACGAAGCAUCACUAAAGAAAGAGAAAUUAGAGGCAGAACAAACGGAGAAGAAACUUCUCGAAAAAGAAAAGCUUAAGUUAGAGGAAGAACCACCACUAAAGAAGGAGAAACAAGAGACAGAAGAAAUAGAAAAGAAAGGAAUUGAAGAUGAAAAACUGCAGUUAAAAGAAGAAGCUUGUGUCAAGAAAGAGAAACAAGAAAUAGAAGAAAUUGGAAAGAAAAGAAUUGAAAAUGAAAAACAGAAGUUAGAGGAAGAAGCUUGUUUCAAAAAAGAGAAGCAAGAAAUGGAAUUGGAAAGGGAACGCCUCGAUGAAGAGAAGCGUAUGUUAGAAGAUGAAGCUCAACUCAAAGAUGAGAAACAAGAGGCAGAAGAAUUGGAGAAAAAACGCCUCGAAGAAGAAAAUCUUAAAUUAGAAGAAGAAACUCAACUCAAGAAAGAGAAACAAGAAGCUGAAGAAAUGGAGCAAAAACGUCUCGAAGAAGAAAAACUUAAGGUAGAGGAAGAAGCCCGUCUUAAGAAAGAAAAACAAGAGGCGGAAAAAUUAGAAAAGGAACGCCUCGAAGUAGAGAAGCUGAAGUUGGAAGAAAAAGCUCUACUCAAGAAGGAGAAACAAAAAGCUGAAGAAAUAGAGAAGAAACGUAUUGAAGAAGAAAAGUUGAAAGCAGAAGAAGAGACCCGUCUACAAAAGGAAAAGAAAGAGGCGGAAGGAAUUGAAAAGAAAGAUGAAAAUAAACGUUUCGAAGAAGAAAAUCUUAGAUUAGAGGAAGAAGCUCGACUAAACGAGGAGAAACAAGAGGCAGAUGAAAUGGAGCAGAAACGUCUUGAAGAAGAAAAACUUAAGGCAGAGAAAGAAGUUCAUCUCAAAAAAGAAAAACAAGAGGCGGAAGAGUUAGGGAAGAAACUUCUCGAAGAAGAGAAGCUGAAAUUAGAAGAACAAGCUCGACUGAAGAAGGAGAAACAAGAGGCGGAAGAAUUGGAGAUGAAACGCCUUGAAGAAAAGCUAAAGUCAGAAGAAGAAUCUCGAUUCAAGAAAGAAAAACAACAAGCAGAAGAAUUGGAGACGAAACGCCUCGAAGACGAGAAAUUACAAAAAGAAGCUCGACUCAACAAAGAGAAACAAGAAUCUGAAGAAAUGGAAAAGAAACGCCUUGAAGAAGAGAAGUUGAAAGCAGAAGAAGAGGCGCGUCUACAAAGAGAAAAGAAAGAGGCUGAAGAAUUAGAAAAGAAAAAGAAAGAUGAAAAGAAACAUAUCAAAGCAGAAAAACUUAAAAAAGAGGAGGAAGCUCGUGUCAAAAAAGAAAAACAAGACGCGGAAGAAUUGGAGAAAAAACGCCUCGAAGAAGAGAAGCUAAAGUUAGAAGAAGCUCGACUUAAAAACGAAAAACAAGAGGCGGAAGAAAAAGAAAAGAAACGCCUCGAAGAAGAGAAGUUGAAGUUAGAAGAAGAAGCUCGACUCAAGAAGGAGAAACAAGAGGCGGAAGAAAUGGAGCGGAAACGUCUCGAAGAAGAAAAGCUAAAGUCAGAGGAAGAAGCUCGACUCAAGAAAGAAAAACAACAAGCAGAAGAAUUGGAGAAGAAACGCUUCGAAGAAGAGAAAUUACAAGAAGAAGCUCGACUCAAGAAAGAGAAACAAGGAGCUGAAGAAAUGGAGAAGAAACGCAUUGAAGAAGAGAAGUUGAAAGCAGAAGAAGAGGCGCGUCUACAAAGAGAAAAGAAAGAGGCUGAAGAAUUAGAAAAGAAAAAGAAAGAUGAAAAGAAACGUAUCAAAGCAGAAAAACUUAAAAAAGAGGAGGAGGCUCGUGUCAAAAAAGAAAAACAAGACGCGGAAGAAUUGGAGAAAAAACGCCUCGAAGAAGAGAAGCUAAAGUUAGAAGAAGCUCGACUUAAGAAAGAAAAACAAGAGGCGGAAGAAAAAGAAAAGCAACGCCUCGAAGAAGAGAAAUUACAAGAAGAAGCUCGACUCAAGAAAGAGAAACAGGAAGCUGAAGAAUUGGAAAAGAAACGCCUUGAAGAAGAAAAGUUGAAAGCAGAAGAAGAGGCGCGUCUACAAAGAGAAAAGAAAGAGGCUGAAGAAUUAGAAAAGAAAAAGAAAGAUGAAAAGAAACGUAUCAAAGCAGAAAAGCUUAAAAAAGAGGAGGAAGCUCGUGUCAAAAAAGAAAAACAAGACGCGGAAGAAUUGGAGAAAAAACGUCUCGAAGAAGAGAAGCUAAAGUUAGAAGAAGCUCGACUUAAGAAAGAAAAACAAGAGGCGGAAGAAAAAGAAAAGCAACGCCUCGAAGAAGAGAAAUUACAAGAAGAAGCUCGACUCAAGAAAGAGAAACAGGAAGCUGAAGAAUUGGAAAAGAAACGCCUUGAAGAAGAAAAGUUGAAAGCAGAAGAAGAGGCGCGUCUACAAAGAGAAAAGAAAGAGGCUGAAGAAUUAGAAAAGAAAAAGAAAGAUGAAAAGAAACUUAUCAAAGCAGAAAAGCUUAAAAAAGAGGAGGAAGCUCGUGUCAAAAAAGAAAAACAAGAGGCGGAAGAAUUGGAGAAAAAACGCCUCGAAGAAGAGAAGCUAAAGUUAGAAGAAGCUCGACUUAAAAACGAAAAACAAGAGGCGGAAGAAAAAGAAAAGAAACGCCUCGAAGAAGAGAAGUUGAAGUUAGAAGAAGAAGCUCGACUCAAGAAGGAGAAACAAGAGGCGGAAGAAAUGGAGCGGAAACGUCUCGAAGAAGAAAAGCUAAAGUCAGAGGAAGAAGCUAGACUCAAGAAAGAAAAACAACAAGCAGAAGAAUUGGAGAAGAAACGCCUCGAAGAAGAGAAAUUACAAGAAGAAGCUCGACUCAAGAAAGAGAAACAAGGAGCUGAAGAAAUGGAGAAGAAACGCAUUGAAGAAGAGAAGUUGAAAGCAGAAGAAGAGGCGCGUCUACAAAGAGAAAAGAAAGAGGCUGAAGAAUUAGAAAAGAAAAAGAAAGAUGAAAAGAAACGUAUCAAAGCAGAAAAACUUAAAAAAGAGGAGGAAGCUCGUGUCAAAAAAGAAAAACAAGAGGCGGAAGAAAUGGAGAAGAAACGUCUAGAAGAAGAGAAGCUGAAGUUAGAAGAACAAGCUCGACUAAAGAAAGAGAAACAAGCGGCGGAAGAAAUGGAAAAGAAACGCAUUGAAGAAGAAAAGUUGAAAACAGAAGAAGAGGCGCGUCUACAAAAGGAAAAGAAAGAGGCGGAAGAAACAGAAAAGAAAAAUAAAGAUGAAAGGAAACGCCUUAAAGCAGAAAAAAUUAAAAAAGCCGAGGAGACCCGUCUCAAAAAAGAAAAACAAGAAACAGAAGAAACGGAGAAAAAACGUCUCGAAGAAGAGAAGUUGAAAAUCGAAGAAGAAGGUCGAAAGAAAGAGAAACAAGAGGCGAAUGAUAUGGAAAAUAAAUGUCUCGAAGAAGAAAAACUGAAGUUGGAGGAAAGAGCAUGUUUCAAUAAAGAAAAACAAGAUGUGAGGAAAAAACACAUAGAAAAUGAUGUUAUGACCGAAAAUCAGGAAGAAAUGGCACGUAAAAAAAUAGCAGAAGAAUCAGAAAAGAAACAGGAUAAAGAUGAGAUAAAACUAAAAACUACGGAAGAUGAAAAUGCAAAAAAAGAAGCACGCCUUAAGCGAGAAAAAGGAGCAGCAGGAGAUGAACAUAUUCAACAACAAAAUGCCAGAACUGAAAUUAGAGACAAAAGCUACUUCCGAGACGAUACUGCACAUCUGAAAAAAUAUAUGGAACAACAAAUAUCUAAUGAGUUGUACGAACACAGUUAUAUUAAAGAGUAUCAGUACGAACCUUCAGCAGGGCAAAGAAAAAGAGACGAAAGAGAAAUUGGGGGUAAACCAAUAUUUGUGGAUCAUACACAUAAAGACUAUUCUUCUGGAUUAGCUAGACCUCCUAUAUAUAGAGAAAAAGCUUUUGAAACUGACAGACUUGGUGUGGACAAAAUAAGCUUAGAAAGAGAGCGUAUGGAAAGACACGGAAUAUUUAAAGCGGAAAAGCUAGUAACUGAUGCAAAAUUAAGAUCUUCCUUACCUCCAGCAUCAGACUUUAUAAGUAGAAGUAGCGAAUUAACAGAAAAAAGGGAAAUCAGACAGAAAUCUAAGGCAUUGAGUGAAGCUAGGAGUGUGUUGUCUGAAAAACGAUCGAGUAUGACGCGCGAUAUUAAGAGGAAACCGGUAUUUUCUACAUUCUUAACUGAUAGAACUGCUGUAGAGGGUUCCAGAGUAAAGUUAACAUGCAGCGUUUUAUCAUCUUCUGAACCUUCAGUUACUUGGUACAGAAAUGGCGUACUUCUUAACAAUAAAUUGAAGUAUCGAACGAAAUUUAUGGAUGGGCUUAUAACUUUGGAAGUAUUAAACGCAGUGCCCACUGAUUCAGCAGAGUAUAGCUGUACAGUGGAAAAUGAAAAUGGUUCUGUUAGUUCGUCAGCCAAUCUGAAGGUUUAUCCAAGUUUUAAAGCGUCUCCUAUACCUCCUACGUUUACGCGUUCUAUUCGUGAUACAUACCACAUGGCAGAAAAUGAGCUGGUUUUGGAGUGCCGAAUUCGAGGUCAGCCUCUGCCAACUAUAUCGUGGUUGAAAGAUGACAAACCAAUCAAAACCAACGAUCGAUAUCAAGCGUACUAUCUUGCUGAUGGUGUGUGUAGGCUAGCUAUUGACUGCCCCACGCCAGAAGACAGCGGGAAAUAUACUUGCAAAGCUGAAAACUCUGUUUGGUCUGACCAGAUAUCUCACACUGUUAACUUUACAGGUAAAGAAAAUCGUCUCAGUCCUAACCUAACAACAAUUGAGAAAUCUCGAUUCAACCGCCAAGCUUUGGAGUCAAGACGACCUCACUUCACGAACGUUUUAUCCGAUUUGAAAGUCUCACACGGCGGAACGAUUGGAUUGCAAGUCGAAAUUAGAGGAAGCCCUACCAGAGUGGAAUGGCUUCGUGAAGGAUACAACGUAACAGAAUCUCACAAAAACGCAAGGACUUUUGUUGAACAAGGGUUGUACACAUUAGCCCUUUCUGAUGUUACUGAAAGAGAAACUGGAUUAUAUACUUGCAGAGCUUGGAGUAGCCAUGGCACUGUCGAUAUGAAUGCUGCUAUUACGGUGGUCCAAGAAAAUGAGCUUGAAGGCAAACCGGCCAUUAUAAUUGGUCGGCCGGAAAAAGAUGUGUUGAUUUCGGUUGGUGAAGACUUGAAUAUUUCCUUCAGGGUACAAGGCGAACCAAAACCUAAAGUGGUAUUUAUGAAAGGCAUGAGAGACAUAACCAAUAGCCAACGCGUGUGCAAGAUGUCGUCAGACGAUUAUGUUAAGUUCACAUUGAAGAGGUCCGUGGUCUCCGACGCUGGUACCUACUGCAUCCUCGCGAGGAACGCUUACGGCUGUGACAGAGCCUUCGUCACUGUAGCGAUAAGACAGCACGCUUCCUCCGAUAGUUUGAUUUCGGAUUGGACGUACCCCGCGGAUGAUUCGGCAUUGUCUGUGGGCGAACGUUGUUAUAAAUCUGUGCCCGACCGAAUUCCAAGUGAGCCGAGCGUCGUCGACGGCGGAAACAACUGGGUAUCGUUGUCCUGGCCUAAACCUGAUCCGAGUGCAUCAGCGCCUGUCCUAGCAUACAAGGUAGAAAGUUGGCUACUAGGAAAAGAAGGGGGCGCGCGUUGGACGGAACUGGGCAUAACACCAUUAAAUUCCUUUGACGUAUUCAAUCUGAAACAAGAAAAAGAAUACCAUUUCAGAGUGACUACAAGAAACCGUUACGGCUGGGGUGAAGCGGUCCAAACUUCUGUUCCCGUUACAGUCGGAUCUUCAGGCGAUAGGCCAGAGUUCGUUGAUAUUUUGCCCGGGCAGUUGAAAAUUUUAGUUGGUACAACUGCUAACUUGAGUUGCAGAGUUAAAGGGAGGCCGACUCCUGAAGUGGUUUGGAUGAAGAACGGCCAUGAAAUAGACGAAGAGGAGCGACGGAUGAAGACGUCUACCAAUGGAUACGAUCAUUCUCUUGUUAUAAACGACGUGAGGAUUGAAGACGAAGCCAGGUACAGCUGUGAAGCGAGCAAUGCACACGGAAGAGCGUCGACGUAUGCAAGGCUGGCCGUCGUCACUGAUACGUUAAUAUGGGAGGCUGAUGCGAAGCUGAAGAGGGAGCGGUCAGCGGAAGCCCACGGCGACUACCCACCACAGUUCACCAUGCGUCUCAGGGACCGGCGCGUGCAGGCUACCUACCCGGUUCGCCUGACUUGUCAGGUGGUCGGGAGUCCAGCGCCAACUGUCACGUGGUACAAAGACGGCGAGGAAGUUAUUGUUGACAGUCGCCGCACGAAGUCCCAAGACGAGCACUUCCACACCCUGGAGAUAGCACCUACAACGUUGGAAGAUGGUGGCGUGUACGAGGCUAUGGCGAGGAACAGCUGCGGCGCCAUCAGCUGCCGCUGCAGUCUCGUAGUGGAUAAGGGCAUCAGGGCUUACGUUGCUCCGGAAUUCUGCUGUGGAUUGGAACCCUUGUAUAGGAUGAACGAAGGUGAAGAGCUUAGAAUAUCAGCGGUUGUUGAAGCGUACCCGUCAGUAGGUAUCACGUGGUACCGCGACGGCGUGCGCCUGCGCCCCAGCCGCCGCGCCAUCAUGACCCUGGACCGGGACGGCCAGAUCGAACUGGCUCUAGCCUUUGUGACCCCUCGAGACGCCGGAGUGUACACCUGCACUGCUUCCAACGAGGUCGGCAAAGCGUCUACGUCAGGGAAAGUGGAAGUCAUAGCUGGGGAAUCCACUCGGGAGGGGAAAACCCCACCAAUGGUCAUCAGCCCUGAUGUGCCGUACUCCAAGGAGCCAAUGUUUGUACGGAAACCCCGAUCAAGCGAGGCGCAUGAAGGAGACACCGUUAUUAUUCAGUGCGAGGUGGUCGGCGAUCCCAAACCGGACGUCUACUGGCUGAGGGACUUCCUCAAACCCGAAUACUACAGGGACGCAAGUCACUUCAAACGCGUCGGGGCAGGGCCCGAGUACCGCUUCGAGAUUCCUCACGCGAAACUGGAUUACACCGGAGCCUAUUCCGUGGUCGCUAAGAAUGUACACGGAGAAGCCAAGGCCAUCAUAUCACUCCAGAUAUUGGCCAAAGACCCAACCGUCUCAGACGAUAUGCAUAACGUGCGAUACGGGCGCGUGGAAGUGAUACCUCGUUUCGAGCGGGAGCUAACGGACCUACUAUGUCAUGAUGGAGACGCUAUAGAGUUCGAAUGCCGAGUCUCUGGCCACCCCGAGCCCGACAUCAGGUGGUUCCACUACACUGAGAUUAUCCGCGAAAACCCUGAUUUCGAGUGGUCCUGCGAGGAGGGGACAGCCAGGUUGAAGAUCAAACAAGUGACGGCCGAGGACGAGGGAACCUACACCUGCGAGGCAGCCAACAACCUCGGCAAGGCGACCUCCAGCGCGUGCCUCGUCGUUUACCCCCCCGGAGAGCCCAACACACUGAGCCAGAGGUUGCGGCGGCCGCCGGCGCUGCUGUCGGCAGCCUCCACACCCAGGUCUACCCCGCGCAGUACCCCCGCCAGAUCAGUCUCCAGGACGCCAGGACCCGACCCAAGACGCCUUUGCAGUCCGUCGCGCCAACUGGCGCCCAAUUUUUACACAUAUCCUUUCAAUAAGGUCGUCGAGGAAGGCGAGAGCGUGGUCUUCCAAUGUGCGGUCAAAGGCUUGCCCGCGCCCUGGGCCACGUGGGACAAGGACGGCAUCAUCCUCACCCCAUCAUCAAGAAUCACCAUAAAAGAAAAAGAUGAAAUCCUAAGGAUUCUUGAGAUCGAGCAAGUAACGAUCGAAGAUGUCGGCGUUUACAGGAUCACGCUGGAGAACGAUUAUGGAAGGGUCGAGGCCACGGCCAGAUUGGAAGUUAUAACACGAAAGGGGAAAUUUUAUGCUGGAGUGAGGGCUAACAGUCCAUCUUGCAGGUCCACCGGGUACAGAAGACGAACACCCUCCACGUCAAAAGACUGAUGAGUUAAUAUUCGGCGAGCGGUUCUGUAAACCGUUUCUGCUAAAUACAAUAUAACAUUUUCGAAGGAAACAGCGAUGGAUGGAUUUAACUUUUUUUUUUGUUCUGAAAUUAUUCUUGGCAUUUUAUUUGUUAAUGUAAUUUUUAAUUUGAUGUGUUUUAUAGCUGAGAUAAAGUUAAGUUUUUGUUUUCAUAUAGGUUAUUAUGUCUCACAUGUUUGCAUAUUUCGUUUUAAUUUAUUCAUCAGGAGUCAAUAAAAUGUAUAUUAUUUUACUUCUA